AUGGAUCCAGUUUCGUUUUUGAGAGGAACUGUGUCGUACCCAUCCAGCAGCACUUCCCACUCCGCUGCAUCCAUACUGGACCUGAACCAGCAUAUACACAUCCAUCCUCAUUCAGGUUUUAAAUAUAUUUUUACAGGAGAGUCUGUGAAAGUCAGGGCAAUUAUUGUCAACAACUCAACUCGCCCAGUGACCCCAAAAUACUACCUGUACGAAAAGCAGUGUUUCUACGCCCAGAAGAAGAGGAAAGUCCACACCCACAACAUCUUGAAAGAGAAGGGCGAUCAGGUCCCUGCUGGCACUCGGCAGACGGUGACCCAAGUUUUGACCAUCCCUCCACAACUCCCUGCCACCAUCUUCAACUGUCCUAUACUCAAAUUAGAGUACCGAUUGAAGGUCGUUCUUGAUGUUAAACUGGCCAUAGACCCUGAGAUCAAGCUACCUAUCGUUGUUCUUACUGCAACUCAAACUCUUGGACAGGAACCCCCACCUUACUCCAGUUUUGGUUUUGAGUCACAAGUCCCAACUGCAUCUGAGCUACCACCCCCCCCUACGAAAUGUUUGCUUCCUCAUCAAAUUUCUAUAGAAAAUUGUAGAGGCAUGGAGAUUCUCAAUUGGGCGCAAAAGUCUGUCCUCUACUCAACUCCUCCAUCCUCCUCUUCCAUGCCCCAGAGGCCGAUAAGGGGUCACCAUAUAUAGGACAGGGUCAAUUAGUUAAUAAGGGAACGGAGGAGUUUCAUCCUCUCCUUGAUAGCCUCCUCUCUGGCCAAGGAUAUUGAGAUGUAUCCUACCAGUGUACUACAUGGAAGAGGUUUGAAAUGCGUCACACCCCCUUUGAAACCGUUGUUGUUUUGUCAGAGAAAAACAUGUACCUUUAAAUACAAUAUGCUACCUAUCAUUUUAUCUAUAAAACACCCCUCUAGUACCGGGUCGGACCCCCCCUUUGCCUUCAGAACAGCCUGAAUGGAUGCACCGUAUCAGCAACAAUGUUUAAAUACGCUGUGGCGUUGAACCGUUGCUAAUUUGUUUGUCUGUUUGUGGCCCAUCUAUUAGCUUGCACGAUUCUUGCCAUUCUCCUUCGAUCUCUCUCAUCAACGAGCUGUUUUCACCCACAGGACUGCAGCUGACUGAAUGUUUUUUGUUUGUCGCACCAUUGUUGGUAAACCCUAGACACUGUCGUGUGGAAAAAGCCCAGGAGGGUGGCCAUUUCUUCGAUAUUGGAUACGGCACACCGAUGUUGAUACCACGCUCAAAGUCGCAUACGUCACUCGUUUUGCCCAUUCUAAUGAUCGAACAGAAACUGAAUGCCUCGAUGCCUGUCUGGUGUACUUAAACUGGCCAGUGAGCGUAUAUAUUAAAAGUCUAAUUUCAUACCAGCGUAUUUGUUUUCAAGUUUCCUCUCCUUGCCUCGAUUACCUUUGACCUUUUUCAAAAAGAGGGGAAGAGAGGACAGAGGAGAUGACGUGAGGAAUUAAGCAAAUUCUAUUGAUAUUCUCCUGGAUAAAGGAAGAUGAAGGGUGAAGAAUUUCAGAAGAAUUAGAAUUGAUUGUAUUGUAUUGUCUAACCAUUUCCUCCUUGACUUUUAUUGGUCUUUUUUUGUAUAUGCAUGCAUGACUGUACGUUGCUUUGGAUGACAGCUUUUGCUAAAUGGCAUAUUAUAUUAUCAUUAUUAUUUAGCAUCUAUACUUAUUGCUAAUUUACCUGCCUUGAUUUGAAAUGUGUGCAUGUUGCCUUAGAAAAUAAUAAAAAGCACUAUUCAAAUAAAAUAUAAUUUAUUACCAUGUCCAAUGAUCAGCAGUAUCCCCAAACAGUACAGAAAAGCUAGGAUUAACCACUGAAGACUCAUGUGCUGUCACGCCCUGGUCGAAGUAUUUUGUGUUUAUCUUUAUGUAUCGGGUCAGGCCAGGGUGUGGCAUGGGGUUUUUGUAUUGCGGUGUGUUUUGUCUUGGGGUUUUGGUAU
Molecule: messenger RNA, 1957 nt
Organism: Oncorhynchus gorbuscha (pink salmon)
Lineage: Eukaryota; Metazoa; Chordata; Actinopteri; Salmoniformes; Salmonidae
Exons: 3
Coding region: 1-696 (231 amino acids)
Biological process (GO): protein transport
Cellular component (GO): cytoplasm; plasma membrane
Source: RefSeq, a predicted model, not a curated record